AAAGGUCCCCGGGAGGCCGUACCUCAGAGCGGCCCGGAUAAGGCCAGGUGGCUGGCCACCCUUUCGCCUGGGGUAGACCGUGGGCACCUCCGCUCUUCGCCGAAAAGGGAAUGCAGCUCCGGGAACGUAAGGCCGCCGCAGCUGCCGCUAUAAUAUGUCUAUGUCUUAGAGACGCGAGUCUAUCUCUGCCUUCAAGCCUUCUUGGGCUCUCGUCGCUCCUCCUCCCGACCCGCCCGUCCCAUCUGGGGAUGAGAAGAUUGAGGGUGCAGAGCCCAGUCCUGCAGCGGGGAUUUGCGAGCUCAACCCGGCACCCUACUGAUUACAGGAUUACGUUGGACGAAUAUCUGAGCUUAGUAUUUCCUGUUCACUGUGUGGGGUGGCAGUGGGUCGGCUACGAAUAGUCUUGAAGGUCUACUUCUGACAUCUCAUUUCAGGAACCUGGCAUCUUCAGGGACAGUUACCUGCUUUUUAAAGGAGCAAGUGAAUUCAUUGUAUUUUACUUUUUGGGAAAUGUUGGAACUGAAGAACUGCAACUGUAAUUUGAAAUAAGGAAAACUUUAAUUUUCAGUAUAAAAACUGCUCAAAUAGAAUUUCCUGAUUUUAAUGACAAAAGGUGAAUUAGAGUUAAAUGUAUUACAGGUCCUAUACUACGGAUGGGAACUAUUACAGUUUAUAAUGUCAAAAACUUUUCUUAGACCAAAGGUAUCUUCCACAAAGGUAACAGACUGGGUUGACCCAUCAUUCGAUGAUUUGCUAGAGUGUAGAGACAUCUCUACUAAUACUGCCACAUCAUUAGGUGUGAACAACUCAAGUCAUAGAAGAAAAAAUGGGCCUUCUGCGUUAGAAAGUAGCAUAUUUCCAGCUAGAAAAAGAGGAAAUCUGUCUUCAUUAGAACAGAUUUACGGUUUAGAAAAUUCAAAAGAAUAUCUGUCUGAAAAUGAACCAUGGGUGGAUAAAUAUAAACCAGAAACUCAGCAUGAGCUUGCUGUGCAUAAAAAGAAAAUUGAAGAAGUUGAAACCUGGUUAAAAGCUCAAGUCUUAGAAAGGCAACCAAAACAGGGUGGAUCUAUUUUAUUAGUAACAGGUCCUCCUGGAUGUGGAAAGACAACAACCAUAAAAAUACUAUCAAAGGAGCUUGGUAUUCAAGUACAAGAGUGGAUUAAUCCAGUUUUACCAGACUUCCAAAAAGAUAAUUUCAAGGAAAUGUUUAAUACUGAAUCAAGCUUCCAUAUGUUUCCCUAUCAGUCUCAGAUAGCAGUUUUCAAGGAGUUUCUACUAAGAGCAACAAAGUAUAACAAGUUACAAAUGUUUGGAGAUGAUCUGAGAACUGAUAAGAAGAUAAUUCUGGUUGAAGAUUUACCUAACCAGUUUUAUCGGGAUUCUCAUACUUUACAUGAAGUUCUAAGGAAGUAUGUGAAGAUUGGUCGAUGUCCUCUUAUAUUUAUAAUCUCUGACAGCCUCAGUGGAGAUAAUAAUCAAAGGUUAUUGUUUCCCAAAGAAAUUGAGGAAGAAUGUUCUAUCUCAAAUAUUAGUUUCAACCCUGUGGCACCAACAAUUAUGAUGAAAUUUCUUAAUCGGAUAGUGACUAUAGAAGCUAACAAGAAUGGAGGAAAAAUUACUGUCCCUGAUAAAAGUGCUCUAGAGUUGCUGUGUCAAGGAUGUUCUGGUGAUAUCAGAAGUGCAAUAAACAGCCUCCAGUUUUCUGCUUCAAAAGGAGAAAACAACUUACGGCCAAGGAAAAAAGGAAUGUCUCUAAAAUCGGAUGCUGUGCUGUCAAAAUCAAAACGAAGAAAAAAACCUGAUAGGGUUUUUGAAAAUCAAGAGGUCCAAGCUAUUGGUGGCAAAGACGUUUCUCUGUUUCUCUUCAGAGCUUUGGGGAAAAUUCUAUAUUGCAAAAGAACAUCUUUAACAGAAUUAGACUCAUCUCGGUUGCCGUCUCAUUUAUCAGAAUAUGAACGGGAUACAUUGCUUGUUGAACCUGAGGAGGUAGUAGAAAUGUCACACAUGCCGGGAGACUUAUUUAAUUUAUAUCUUCACCAAAACUACAUGGAUUUCUUCAUGGAAAUUGAUGAUAUUGUGAGAGCCAGUGAAUUUCUAAGUUUUGCAGAUAUCCUCAGUGGUGACUGGAAUACACGCUCUUUACUCAGGGAAUAUAGCACAUCUGUAGCUACGAGAGGUGUGAUACAUUCCAACAAAGCCCGAGGAUAUGCUCAUUGCCAAGGAGGAGGAUCAAGUUUUCGACCCUUGCACAAACCCCAGUGGUUUCUAAUAAGUAAAAAGUAUCGGGAAAAUUGCCUGGCAGCAAAAGCACUUUUUCCUGACUUCUGCCUACCAGCUUUAUGCCUGCAAACUCAGCUGUUGCCAUACCUUGCUCUACUAACCAUUCCAAUGAGAAAUCAAGCUCAGAUUUCUUUUAUCCAAGAUAUUGGAAGGCUCCCUCUAAAGCGACACUUUGGAAGAUUGAAAAUGGAAGCCCUGAGUGACAGGGAACAUGAAAUGAUAGACCCUGACAGCGGAGAUGAAGCUCAGCUUCAUGGAGGACAUUCUGCAGAGGAACCUCUGGGUGAACCCACUCAAGCCACUGAGCCAGAAACCUGGGUUCUUCCUUUGAGUCAGAAUAGUGCUUCGAGUGAACUGCCUACCAGCCAGCCUCAGCCCUUUUCAGCCCAAGGAGACGUGGAAGAAAACAUAAUAAUAGAAGACUAUGAGAGUGAUGGGACAUAGAAGCCAGCCUGCAAAUCAGAUUGCUACUUCACAGAUUAAUUUUUGUUUAAUUCAGUGGUACUUCAGCAGAGUUAAUAUGCUUUUCUGAUAAGUUACACGACAGUUUGUUAAUUCUUCAUUCUUGUAGUAUUUCAUCACAAGAAACUGACUCUUAUCUGAAUUUUUUCUGUAGUAUUUAAGUCUGUGAGUGGUUUAA
This is a messenger RNA of Saimiri boliviensis boliviensis (Bolivian squirrel monkey), 2920 nucleotides long. It is a transcript of the gene RAD17, whose product is annotated as RAD17 checkpoint clamp loader component. Gene Ontology annotation, molecular function: DNA clamp loader activity; chromatin binding. Lineage: Eukaryota; Metazoa; Chordata; Mammalia; Primates; Cebidae. Gene Ontology annotation, biological process: DNA repair; mitotic DNA replication checkpoint signaling; DNA damage checkpoint signaling. Gene Ontology annotation, cellular component: Rad17 RFC-like complex; nucleus. The record is from RefSeq and is a predicted model, not a curated record.